Mytilinidion resinicola is the source of this 2030-nucleotide messenger RNA. RefSeq names its product pantothenate kinase-like protein. Gene Ontology annotation, cellular component: nucleus; cytosol. The record is from RefSeq and is a predicted model, not a curated record. The coding region runs from base 248 to 1774 and encodes 508 amino acids. Lineage: Eukaryota; Fungi; Ascomycota; Dothideomycetes; Mytilinidiales; Mytilinidiaceae. The transcript is spliced from 3 exons. Gene Ontology annotation, biological process: coenzyme A biosynthetic process. Gene Ontology annotation, molecular function: ATP binding; pantothenate kinase activity.
GACCGCUUCUCUAAAAGAGGCAGGCCGGGCGAAUGGAGCAGUCCGCACAAAGGACCCGGACACUACUUGUGAUGCAACCGUGAGAAGGCGUUGGGACUGCGACUGAGGAGUUCCAAGGUUGAGUUGAACGCGUAUCCAAAUUUCCACAUGCGACGAUCGGGAUAGCGACUCGACUUCAGGCAGCUUACUGCUGCAGCCCCUUCCUUCACAACCUCUGCCUCUACUUCCGGUGGCAGACCAAUUCACCAUGCCGCCAGACCUCAGCCUCUCCUCCGCGCCAUCCUCCACUGUCUCCGCUCCCCCCACCUCCGCCGCCGAAGCCGUCCCGACCUCACACGAACAGCCACAACAACACCAACACCAACAAACCGGGCAAUACCGGAACCACAAGCGCCGCACGACUCAGCCAGAGCUUGUCGACGCGAUCAGCCACCCUGGUGAUGUGCGGAUAAACGUGCAAGGCGCAUUCAUCGUGGACGAGGAAAAUGGGAGCACAACCCCUUCAAGCGAGCCGAGUAGCGAGACGAGCAUGAGUCUGCAGGAGCUGGAAGAUGGAGGGUAUGAGCAUGAUGGGAAGGAUAUACGGCUGCCGAAUCAUACGCAGGGGGUUAGUCAUAUUGCUGUCGAUAUUGGAGGAUCCCUAGCCAAACUCGUCUACUUCACGCGCGAACACUCGUCCUCGGAAAUCGGUGGCCGGCUUAACUUUGUCAAGUUCGAGACGGACAAAAUAGAUACAUGUAUCGAGUUUAUGCGGCACUUGCAGGCGGAGCAUCAGACGCAGAAUGGCUCGAAACCAAAGGAUCUAUGUGUGAUGGCGACAGGUGGUGGUGCGUUCAAGUACUACGACAAGAUACGGGAAGCGUUAAAGGUAGAGGUGCUGCGGGAGGAUGAGAUGGAGUGUUUAAUAAUAGGCCUCGACUUCUUCAUCACCGAAAUCCCCUCCGAAGUCUUCACCUACUCCGAAGCCAACCCCAUGUCCUUCGUCGCCUCGCCCCCCUCCAAAACAAUCUACCCCUACCUCCUCGUCAACAUCGGCUCCGGCGUCUCUAUGAUCAAAGUCUCCGGCCCACGGCAAUACACUCGCAUUGGCGGUACAUCCCUCGGCGGUGGCACACUAUGGGGUCUACUCUCCCUCCUAACCGGCGCCCGCAACUUCGACGACAUGCUCAAGCUAGCCGAAAAGGGCGACAACACGGCCGUCGACAUGCUCGUCGGCGACAUCUACGGCAUGGACUACAACAAAAUCGGCCUCAAGAGCACCGCCAUCGCCAGCUCCUUCGGCAAAGUCUACAAAAUGAAGCGCGCCGCCGAGCGCGAAGCCGAAGACCACGGCGGCCUGGCCAACGGGGAUCACGAACACCCCUCCGCGUCCUCGCCGCUGGACCCCACCUCCGCGGAUCCGAUAAACGUCGGCAAUACCAAGUUCAAGGCCGAGGAUAUCUCGCGCUCGCUGCUGUACGCCGUGUCGAAUAAUAUCGGGCAGAUCGCGUAUCUGCACGCGUCGGCGCAUAACCUGGAGCACAUCUACUUCGGCGGGAGUUUUAUAGGGGGGCAUUACCAGACCAUGAAUACGCUGAGCUAUGCGAUCAAGUUCUGGAGUAAAGGCGAGAAGAAGGCGUAUUUCCUAAGGCACGAGGGGUAUCUAGGCGCCGUGGGUGCGUUUCUGAAGAGACAGCCGAGGAAUUGGGGGAGGCGGGGGAGUAUGGAUGGCGGACCGCUACCGGGGGAGGGGUUUGAGGGGAGGGAUGGGAAUGGGCCUGUGUGGGGGAGGUGAGAGUGGGUGAGAGUUGCUGGGUCCUGUUUCUUCUUCUUUAUACCUAGAGCCGGGAUUGGUGGAGUUUAGGAUUUUUGAGUUAGAUUCUGGAGGAUGGUGGUAGUUUUCGUGUUAAAAGCGCUGGAGAUGUGGGAGGAAUUCCCCGUCCCGUCUAAUUGAACAUCUACUUCUCAAAUCUCCUAUGUAGUGACGUCGUUGUGCGGCAAGAUUUUAUCUCAUAGAACCUCAAAAUAUCAUAAACACAAUGAUACUCUUC